CCCCGGCCGUGGCGGCGCCCAGCGUCUCGGCCCACACCGGCCCGCGGGCACCUCAAGGCGGCCAGCGUGAUGGCGGAGAAGGCGCUGGAGGCCGUGGGCUGUGGACUGGGGCCCGGGGCCGUGGCCGUGGCGCUGGAGGACGGGGCGGAGCCGCCGGUGCUGACCACGCACCUGAAGAAGGUGGAGAACCACAUCACCGAGGCCCAGCGCUUCUCCCACCUGCCCAAGCGCUCAGCCGUGGACCUCGAGUUCGUGGAGCUGUCCUACUCCGUGCGCGAGGGGCCCUGCUGGCGCAAACGCGGUUAUAAGACCCUCCUCAAGUGCCUAUCAGGUAAAUUCUGCCGCCGGGAGCUAAUUGGCAUCAUGGGUCCCUCAGGGGCUGGCAAGUCCACACUCAUGAACAUCUUGGCGGGAUACAGGGAGUCUGGGAUGAAGGGGCAGAUCCUGGUCAACGGGAGGCUGCGGGAACUGAGGACCUUCCGCAAGAUGUCCUGCUACAUCAUGCAGGACGACAUGCUGCUGCCACACCUCACGGUGUUGGAAGCGAUGAUGGUGUCUGCUAACCUGAAGCUGAGCGAGAAGCAAGAGGUGAAGAAGGAGCUGGUGACGGAGAUCCUGACAGCACUGGGCCUGAUGUCCUGCUCCCACACGAGGACAGCCCUGCUCUCCGGCGGGCAGAGGAAGCGCCUGGCCAUCGCCCUGGAGCUGGUCAACAACCCACCUGUCAUGUUCUUCGAUGAGCCCACCAGUGGUCUGGACAGCGCCUCCUGUUUCCAAGUGGUGUCCCUCAUGAAGUCCCUGGCCCAGGGAGGCCGAACCAUCAUCUGCACCAUCCACCAGCCCAGUGCCAAGCUCUUUGAGAUGUUUGACAAGCUCUACAUCCUGAGUCAGGGCCAGUGCAUCUUCAAGGGCACGGUCACCAGGCUGAUCCCCUACUUGAAGGGCCUUGGCUUGCACUGUCCGACCUACCACAACCCCGCCGACUUCAUCAUUGAGGUGGCCUCCGGCGAGUACGGGGACCUGAACCCCAUGCUGUUCCGGGCUGUGCAGAAGGGGCUGUGUGCCAUGACCGAGGAGAAGGGCAGCCUGGAGAAGAACGAGGUCUCCAGCCCCUGCCCCCCUUGCCGCCCGGAAGUGGAUCCCAUUGAAAGCCACACCUUCGCCACGAGCACCCUCACCCAGUUCUGCAUCCUCUUCAAGAGGACCUUCCUGUCCAUCCUCAGGGACACGGUCCUGACUCACCUGCGGUUCACGUCCCACGUGGUGAUCGGCGUGCUCAUCGGCCUCCUGUACCUGCACAUCGGCGACGACGCCGACAAGGUCUUCAACAACACCGGCUGCCUCUUCUUCUCCAUGCUGUUCCUCAUGUUCGCGGCUCUCAUGCCCACCGUGCUGACCUUCCCCUUAGAGAUGGCAGUCUUCAUGCGAGAGCAUCUCAACUACUGGUACAGCCUCAAGGCGUACUACCUGGCCAAGACCAUGGCCGACGUGCCCUUCCAGGUGAUGUGCCCAGUGGUGUAUUGCAGCAUCGUGUACUGGAUGACAGGCCAGCCCGCUGAGACCAGCCGCUUCCUGCUCUUCUCGGCCCUGGCCACGGCCACGGCCUUGGUGGCCCAGUCUUUGGGGCUGCUCAUUGGCGCCGCCUCCAACUCCCUGCAGGUGGCCACGUUUGUGGGCCCAGUGACCGCCAUCCCUGUCCUCUUGUUCUCCGGUUUCUUUGUCAGCUUCAAGACCAUCCCCACGUACCUGCAGUGGAGCUCCUACCUCUCCUAUGUCAGGUACGGCUUCGAGGGCGUGAUUCUCACCAUCUACGGCAUGGAGCGAGGGGACCUGACCUGCUCGGAGGAGCGCUGCCCGUUCCGGGAGCCGCAGAGCAUACUCCGCGCGCUGGAUGUGGAGGAUGCCAAGCUCUACAUGGACUUCCUGGUCCUGGGCAUCUUCUUCCUGGCCCUGCGGCUGCUGGCGUAUCUUGUGCUCCGCUACCGGGUCAAGUCGGAGAGAUAGAGCCGCGCCUGGGCCUGUGCCAGCCCCCGCCGCCGGAAGCCCCCGCCCCAGCCCUCUGGGGCUGUUUUAACCUUGUGGACUUGGGCACUGGUUCCUGGUGCACCGCUGCCCCCAUCAGCUCUUCCAGGGGCUGUCUGUCUGUCUGUCUGUCUGUGCUCCCAGCCUUGGCCCUUGGAGUGAGGGCUGCAGCCCUCCCUGCCGCGCCCAGGAGUCUUCCCGGGUAGAAGUGGUUUGUCCCUUCCUCCCUUGUCUCUCCGACACCCGCAUGCGAACACCAUUCGAAGGCUGCCACCCCCUUCCUGCCCUUGGUGCCCUCCUCUGUUGUCUGCCGGGAGCCCUGGGCUCUCCAGGCUCCCAAGUCCAACUAACCAAAGUGGCCCCCUCUGGGGUUCCCAACCACCUACGUGUUUGUAGACUGAGCAGUGAGAAGGUUGGGACUCAGGGCUGGGCCCUGGUGGGUCCCUGGAGGUUUCCUUUGGACACUGGAAUGCAGUGGGGAAGGACUCUGGAGUCUCCUUCUCCUCACCCCCCAAGCCCAGACCCUCGCUGGUCUGGACAGUCUGCUGGUACAGAAGCUGGGUUUCUGUCUGGGUCACCCUCCCAACCCCGGAGCCCUGGGAGGCAGCUUCCCAGCGCCUUCGCGGGGGCGGCUGGGGCUCCUCUGCAAUAAUGUCUGUUUCUCCCCCACCUGCCACGGGGCCGGAGAAUGCACUUUACUCGGGGGGUGAGUGGGAGAAGACCGCCUCCUUUCUCGUGCUCCUAUGCAGGCCCUCAACGCCCCCUCCCUUCUCAGGAGUUACACGCGAACCUGCAAUCUCAGCCCACACGCCUCGCUGUCCCCGAUGGCUCGGAGGAAGGGUGCAUGGUGGUGGGUGCUGCGGGGGGGCAGUGCCAACUCCUCCGGGGCACCUCGCUUUGCCCGGAAGGGCGAGGCUGGUGCUGUCCCGGGCAUCUCCCGGAUUGGUCGAUGUCUGCCCCCUUCUUCCUUCCAGCCAGGGGUGCACAGGGCAUCGGUUCCCUGGUGUUCAGGACCAGACUAAGCACAAGCGCGAGCAUCAGGGGCCUUGGCCACUGCCCCGCCCUUCUUGUGUGUGGAGCUCCACCCCUCCCCCUCCGUUUGCUGCUCAUUCGAACCCUUGUCCACAUCUCUGCCCCCUUCCCAUCAACCGUCUGGCUUUCCUGGGGGGUCCAGGCUCAUGCCCCUUCCCUGGGGUUCUUCUCCUUUAUUGCUGAGCACCUGCCUCUCUGCCCACCCCCACCCCGCCACGGAUUUCCCCCUCACGCGGAGACGCCAGUUGUCUUUGUGGGAUUUCACCCAUUAUUAAUAAAACCUAUAUUUAUACAGUA
This is a messenger RNA of Molossus molossus (Pallas's mastiff bat), 3351 nucleotides long. RefSeq names its product ATP binding cassette subfamily G member 4 (gene ABCG4). The transcript is spliced from 15 exons. Bases 70 to 2004 code for a protein of 644 amino acids. Lineage: Eukaryota; Metazoa; Chordata; Mammalia; Chiroptera; Molossidae. The record is from RefSeq and is a predicted model, not a curated record. Gene Ontology annotation, cellular component: plasma membrane. Gene Ontology annotation, molecular function: ATP hydrolysis activity; ABC-type transporter activity; ATP binding.